Messenger RNA from Hibiscus syriacus, 489 nucleotides. Its product is annotated as 1,4-alpha-glucan-branching enzyme 1, chloroplastic/amyloplastic-like. Lineage: Eukaryota; Viridiplantae; Streptophyta; Magnoliopsida; Malvales; Malvaceae. Gene Ontology annotation, cellular component: cytoplasm. The record is from RefSeq and is a predicted model, not a curated record. The coding region runs from base 1 to 474 and encodes 157 amino acids. The transcript is spliced from 5 exons. Gene Ontology annotation, molecular function: 1,4-alpha-glucan branching enzyme activity; cation binding. Gene Ontology annotation, biological process: carbohydrate metabolic process.
AUGAAAAUGUACAAAGUGGGGUGUGACCUGCCAGGAAAGUAUCGAGUUGCGUUGGAUAGUGAUGCUUGGGAAUUUGGUGGCCAUGGAAGAGUGGCUCAUGAUGUGGACCAUUUUACAUCUCCUGAAGGAGUUCCAGGUAUGCCUGAAACUAAUUUCAACAAUCGCCCUAAUUCUUUCAAAGUACUGUCACCAGCUCACACAUGUGUGGUUUAUUACAAAGUGGACGAAAGUCUAAAAGAAACUAAUGAUGCAAUCUUAAGCGGUGUCGAUGAGAUGCUAAAAGUUGAUGCAUCAAAGCAGGAGAAUGUUGAAGAGUCGACUAUCUUGGUUGCUCAUGGAGCUGAAGAAAAUCCAGGAGAAACUAAUGACAGUCACUCUGCCUGUGUUGAUGAGAAAUCGCAAAAAUUUCAGGCAAAGCAGGAAAGUAAUGAAGAGCGAGCUUCUGUGGUAGACAAAAUUAUUUCUGCAAGUUAGCUAGACGAUCCUGAA